Messenger RNA from Procambarus clarkii (red swamp crayfish), 2914 nucleotides. The record is from RefSeq and is a predicted model, not a curated record. NCBI's taxonomy places the organism in Eukaryota, Metazoa, Arthropoda, Malacostraca, Decapoda, Cambaridae.
GGGUCGAUUGUCGGGGGGUUUUACCGGCUUAAUAUAGUGAUAACUUGGGAUAAGGAAAUUCAUCACCCCAACUACUUCGUUUUCCUAUGCAAAGGUUUGGUCGUCAGUGCAACAUAAGGACUUCUAUCUUAGAGGUGUUUUACAACAUGUGAAACUCGUUAUACAAGACUGUUGGUAGUUUUGUUACUGUAAUAUAUAGAAAAAUUCAGUCAUUUCAAAACCUGAGAUGGUGUGCUUGACAUUGCGCUCACUUCAAAUGUUCUUGUCCUACUACUUAAGUGACGUGAUACUGAUAAGUGUUGCAAGUGGCACUGCGCCGAUAUCUUCAGCUGAAUAACUCCUCUUAAGUCGGAUACAUGAAAUCCUGAGAGUGGGAAUUACUCCACAUCGGUGUGCUAGUGAAGCUACUUCAAGACGCUCAGCCUCUAGGGGGGCCCCUCGCGAAGAUAGCGAAGAUAAUCUGUUGGGGAACCUCCUUCUUGUUCUUCAGAGUGCAAUGAUAUACAGGGUAACCCGCUUCCUGCCCGGGGUAAUCACCCGUCUGCUCGUGGCGAUAAUCCUGCAGCAGGAGGACCGCCAUGACUACGACGCCUCCCACAGGCUCUUUGGGCAGUACGACUUUAUCGUGGUUGGUUCCGGGACCGCUGGAGGGAUUCUGGCGGCGCGGCUGUCAGAGGUUCCAGAAUGGAAGGUACUGCUGCUGGAGGCUGGAGGCCCACCGCCCCCAGAGAGCGUCAUUCCUGCCCUCAACGUCGUCCUGAUGCAGAGCGACGCUGACUGGAAUUAUUUCACUGUGCCGCAGAAGCACGGAUUGUUCGGUUAUGUCAACAAUGCAUGUCACUUCCCUCUCGGUAAAACUCUAGGCGGCUCCUCCACCGUCAACUGGAUGAUGUACGUCCGAGGCAACAGGCGCGACUUCGACAACUGGGAGGCGAUGGGUAACCCAGGCUGGGGCUACCAGCACGUACUCAAGUACUUCAAAAAGGCCGAGGACUACAGAGGAACCCGCAAUGCCAAAACAGCCUCGUACCACGGGUUCGGGGGUCCAUCCAGUGUGGACGAUAAGCGCUGGGGUACGCCAAUCAUGCACGCCAUCCUCAGGGCUGGUCAGCAGCUCGGCUACCCCAUCAUAGAUCCCAACGGACCCGAACAGAUCGGUUUCUCCAUCCCCGACAUGACGCAGCGUGAUGGGCGGCGGGGCAACACGGCCGAGGGGUAUAUUAAGCCCGCAGCGGCACGCCCUAAUCUGCAUGUCGCCUGGCGCGCCCACGCUACUCAGGUCCUGUUUGACAAGUACAAGCGAGCUGUUGGUGUCCGCUUUGAGCAGGCUGGACAGAUCCGAACAGUUUUGGCUCACCGGGAAGUGAUAGUGUCUGCUGGUGCCGUGGGAUCCCCGCAGCUCCUUAUGCUGUCUGGCGUAGGACCAGCUUCCCACCUUCAGCAGCACGGCAUCCCUGUGGUGCAGGACCUGCCUGGCGUAGGUUCGAACUUCCAGGAUCACCCGUCUAUCUUCGGUCUAUCUUGGACAGUAAACAAAGGCUCGAGUGACUCUGUAUUCCGUAUCGCCCGUCCCGAGGCCAUACAGCAAUAUCUCAAGUACAAAAAAGGACCUCUGACGUGUCCCUUCGGCGUGGAGGUGAACGCCUGGAGCCUGGCGGAGGAGGGUGACCCGUACUGGCCCGAUCUCCAGUUUCUCUUCGUGUCGGGGACGCCAGCCCUCGACUACGGACUCUUCAUCACCGACGGCAUCGGCUACAGGAGAGAACUGUUCGCCAAACAUUAUUUGCCGCUGGUGGGUCUCGAGGGCUUCACCAUCGGGCCCAUGCUGACCCGGCCCAAGAGCCGAGGCACGGUCAGACUCAGCUCCAGCAAUCCCAAGGCUGCUCCGCUCAUUGAUCCCAACUACCUCAGUCAUCCGGAUGACGUUAAAACCUUAAUUAGAGGUAUCAAGUUUUCACUGGCUGUAGGGGACACUCCGGCCUUGAGAAUAGAUAAUGGUGCCAAAUUUCACGAUAAGGUGUUGCCGGGGUGUGAACACCAGGUGUUUGGAUCGGAUGAGUACUGGGCCUGCUACAUCCGGCACAUGGCCAAGACCACCUUCCACCCAGCCGGCUCCUGCAAGAUGGGCCCCGCCUCCGACCCUUACAGCGUCGUCGACCACACUCUAAAGGUGCGCGGUGUGUCCGGCCUGCGGGUGGUGGACGCCUCUAUCAUGCCGCUCAUAACAUCCGGCAAUACUAACGCUCCGGUUAUCAUGAUCGGCGAGAAGGCCGCCGAUAUCAUCAAGGAGGACUGGGGCGUCCCUCUCUACACGCUCUGAAGGGCAGAUCCCUUCAGAGCGUGAAGGGAUCUGCCCUUCACGCUCCCUUGAAAUCUCUCUUCAGAUCCCUUCUUCAGAAAUCUGAAGAGAGAUUUGCACGUCAUCAAAAUAGGGCCUAGGGUCUCCCUAUUUGGGAUAAUGUGAUGAACGUCAACUAAGAGAAACGUAUAGAUGAAUACAUAUUGGAGAGUCCAGGGGCGCUAGUUCGAUCCCAUUCCAUAACCUCAGUAUUUUCCUGAUAGAUACAUUUCAGUAUUAUUUCAGUGUGCAAGUUAAUAGAUUCUCAGUGUUCUUUGACGCCUAUGUAUUUGUUUGUAACACACAAACAUAUAAGAAAUAGAAUAAGCACUCGCCAUUUGCAUAUGCUGAAAUAACCACAGGCUUCCUGUCCCCCCCCGACUGUGCGAAACCAAAACCAUAUGUUUAACCUGCGCUUGAAACAAUCACACAUCUACGUCGUCGUUUUCUAUAUCUUCUGGACCGAAACGUCGUCGUCUCCUCAUCUUCUGGACCGAAACGUCGUCGUCUUCCCAUCUUCUAGACCGAAACGUCGUCGUCUUCCCAUCUUCUAGACCGAAACGUCGUCUCACCUUC